This is a messenger RNA of Striga hermonthica, 454 nucleotides long. Lineage: Eukaryota; Viridiplantae; Streptophyta; Magnoliopsida; Lamiales; Orobanchaceae. The record is from the annotation of a GenBank genome assembly.
GAGGUCAAAACCAACCGCCGAUAAUGAGGACGGAUGAUCCGUAUUUGCUUCAUAAUUCUGAUCAUCCAGGUAUGGCUUUGGUUUCGACUCUGUUAACCGGCUCCAAUUAUCAAUCGUGGUGGCGAGCUAUGACAAUCGCACUUGGUGCGAAAACAAAGCUAGGCUUUGUCGAUGGUCGAGUGAAAAGGCCAGAUCCAGAUGCGGCAGAGUUCGAACAGUGGAGGAAAGUUGAUUACACGGUGUACAGUUGGAUAUUGAACUCACUUGGCAAGGAUCUCGUCGAUGCGUUCUUAUAUGCAGAAUCAGCUCAGGCACUGUGGGAAGAGAUCGAGCAGCGGUUUGGGGAAAGCAAUGGACCGAUGCUUUAUCAGCUGCAAAAGGAGAUCUCCAACAUCAAACAGGAAGGAGACUCUGUUGCAGGUUACUUCACUAAACUCAAAAGACUUUGGGAUUA